AAUAAAACUGUAUUAAAAAGGUGUUAACCAGGAAAGAUGUGCGGUUGUGUGUCAUCAUUGAGUUGAUGACACGAACUUGGGAUGAACGUUCACAGAAAACUGGAUGCUGAAAUCGGAUCAUCUCCUACCUCUUCGGAUCAAUCCAGAAAACCGCGGUGCUUUUUUCUUGGACCUUUUCCUAUUAAAUUACCUAUGCGAAGUGAACCUAAGACAUCUUCAUGUCUGUUAAUACUCAUUCAUUAAGGACAUAAACAGACUAAGCCUGAAGUUCCGAGCGUCAACUGCCAUUAGCUAAUGGCUACCUCCGCAAAUCUGUCGCUGUUUCUCCUCUUCCUCAUCAUUGCAAUUGCCUCGGGAGCCGACGCAGAGGAGCGGCUGGUUAAUGACCUGCUGGGGCCUGAGCGCUACAACAAGCUGAUCCGCCCCGCCGUCAACAAGAGCCAGCAGGUCACCAUCGCCAUCCAGGUGUCCCUGUCCCAGCUCAUCAGCGUGAAUGAAAGGGAGCAGAUAAUGACCACUAACGUGUGGCUCACCCAGGAGUGGCAUGACUAUCGGCUGAUGUGGGAUCCUCAGGAGUAUGAGGGCAUUAAAAAGCUGCGCAUCCCCUCACAGCACAUAUGGCUGCCAGACAUCGUCCUCUACAACAAUGCUGAUGGGACCUACGAGGUGUCAUUCUACUCCAAUGCUGUUGUGUCCAACACUGGUGACAUCUUCUGGUUGCCCCCAGCAAUCUACAAGAGUGCCUGUAAAAUCGAAGUGAAGAACUUCCCCUUUGACCAGCAGAACUGCACGCUCAAGUUCCGCUCCUGGACCUAUGACCACACCGAGAUUGACUUGGUCCUCACCAGUGACUUUGCCAGUCGGGACGACUUCACGCCCAGUGGGGAGUGGGACAUCGUUUCCCUGCCCGGUCAAAAGAAUGAGGACCCUAAUGACAUCACCUACCUUGACAUCACCUAUAACUUCAUCAUCAAGCGGAAGCCUCUCUUCUACACAAUAAAUCUGAUCAUUCCCUGUGUACUCAUCACCUCUCUGGCCAUCCUGGUCUUCUACCUGCCCUCUGACUGUGGUGAGAAGAUGACCCUCUGCAUCUCCGUGUUGCUGGCCCUCACUGUAUUCCUGCUCCUAAUCUCUAAGAUUGUGCCCCCGACCUCACUGGCCGUACCCCUCAUCGGCAAGUACCUAAUGUUCACUAUGGUCCUGGUGACCUUCUCCAUAGUCACCAGUGUGUGCGUCCUCAACGUCCACCACCGCUCCCCCAGCACCCACCGGAUGCCCGACUGGGUCAAGAGGGUCUUCCUCCACAAGCUCCCCGCCUUCCUCUUCAUGCGCCGGCCUGGAGGCUCCAACAUCCGGGAGAAUUUCCGGCGGAAGCACCAGCAGAAGUCCUUCACGGACAUCGGGCCCAGGCUGGGGAAGGUGGAUGUGGACUCCUUCUACAUCAAUGAGGAGUCGGCCAAGAGGUACGGCUGGAGGAUCUGCGACCUCCCAGAGAGCACGGAGUUCCGGAGGAGAGUGCGGGGCAAGCGCGAGGCGGACAUGGAGGAGGCGGUGGACGGGGUGCGCUUUGUCGCUGAGCACAUGAAGAGCGAGGACGACGAUGAGGGUGUAAUCGAGGACUGGAAGUACGUUGCCAUGGUGAUCGACCGGCUGUUCCUGUGGAUAUUUGUCCUGGUGUGUGUGGUGGGGACUCUGGGGCUGUUCAUGCAGCCUCUCUUCCAGAGCUACAACACACCCACUGCCGAAGAUGAGUGACCGACCCACUCCUCGCAUCCGUACUGCACCCAGCCGGAAGCAAACUGCACCCAGGAGCAAAGUACACAAAAAAAGGUCACAUGCUUAGAGAGAACUCAGGACUACAUUUUGAGGGCACCAUUUAUUUUUCUGUAAAAAGUAUAUACACUUCUUAGUAUUAAAUCAAUGAAUACAUGUUUUGAUCAUAUAACAGUGAGUUCUGAGGUUUUGCCUCUUGCAAGUACAAGAUUCUGGGUGUUGAGAGGUAAAGGUUUGGCAUGUGCUUUGGAAAAGAUUGCUGAAUCCGAUGAUCUACAGUAAAGUAAGAUGAUGUCAAGAUGAAGUCAAGAUAGAUCUGCACAGAUGGUCUUCCGGUGUGGACACUUCCAACUUUAGUGACAUUUACUAUUCUGUAAACACAAAAAUGCUCUUCUUUCCUUCGCAGUUGAUGCCCCUUAUCAUAAAUAAAACGAUGCUGUGCCAUAACAAAUGGUUUUACAGGGAGGGGGUACUUAUUGGACUCAUUGGAGGAAUAGAACACAUUGCUUUUUUCAUUUCAUGGGUGAAUUUCUUAUUUUAUAUGUCUUUCCCUUGGAUUGAAAUUUUAUGUCUUUUUCAAUCAUGCCAGCAU
Molecule: messenger RNA, 2365 nt
Organism: Conger conger (European conger)
Lineage: Eukaryota; Metazoa; Chordata; Actinopteri; Anguilliformes; Congridae
Gene: chrnb5a
Product: cholinergic receptor, nicotinic, beta 5a
Exons: 6
Coding region: 295-1755 (486 amino acids)
Biological process (GO): signal transduction; regulation of membrane potential; chemical synaptic transmission
Cellular component (GO): postsynaptic membrane; synapse; neuron projection
Molecular function (GO): acetylcholine-gated monoatomic cation-selective channel activity; transmembrane signaling receptor activity
Source: RefSeq, a predicted model, not a curated record